Molecule: messenger RNA, 871 nt
Organism: Drosophila eugracilis
Lineage: Eukaryota; Metazoa; Arthropoda; Insecta; Diptera; Drosophilidae
Exons: 2
Coding region: 133-528 (131 amino acids)
Source: RefSeq, a predicted model, not a curated record
AAGGCCAGAGGCCUACCACAAGUUGAUGAUGGUGAAUGGUGAUGAUGAUGAUGAUGAUGAUGGAGCUGGGUAUUUACGGAGAUGCCGCCAAAGAGAUAUUUUUAAAUGGUUUAAAAAAAGGAAUAGGCUUUGAUGCUGCCGCUGCCCUUCGGACGCCCUGCUGCUGUGUAUUUUCUGGUUUCGAUGAAUGAAUUUUUGGCGCAAAAUAUUGAAAACACGUUUUAUCACGUAACAAAGCAUCUUGACCCACUGUGGUGCGAACAACUUGCGCACCACAAAAAGGCGAAAGGCAAUGGCAAGGAAGCGAGUGCCGUCAUUGUUGUUGUUCCUGCUGGUGCUGGUUGUUUGACAUAUUCUGUAAUUGAAUUUCAAACAAGGCGCAUUACAGGGCAGCCAGGACAGGGCAGGACAGGACGGAGAUUACAACACUCUGGUAGAUCCACAACCACAACCACAUCGACAUCCACCAAGUCCAAUGAUGGCAGCCUUCAGCCUGUUGCGCGCUAUUCCCCAGGACAAGGAAAUUGAGUUUUUGCUCCAUUUGUUUGAGUAACCAGCGGCCAGGCGCUAAAUUCAGUUAACAUGCCUACUUGGUGGCUAACAGAGGAGCAGAAAGGCGAAUGGAAUGGAAAAGCAGAUGAAUCAGGAGGAGCACAGGAUGCCUGUUGAUUGGCUGUUGGCUCAGUAAGCCUUCACUUCGUCCUGUCAGCAGGUAAAGCAAAUCCGAAACACUUUUUGAGAAGGAAAUCAGUAAGACAGUUUUAUUUAUCUCGCUGUUUCUGAUUUAGCCAGAGAGCCACUACCAUUCAGACUCUCUAGAUAGUGAUUUGGCCUCUGAAGCUUAAAGCCAAGUAAAUUAAUUCCCAACAUU